Messenger RNA from Lontra canadensis (Northern American river otter), 391 nucleotides. It is a transcript of the gene SMIM41, whose product is annotated as small integral membrane protein 41. Bases 72 to 347 code for a protein of 91 amino acids. Lineage: Eukaryota; Metazoa; Chordata; Mammalia; Carnivora; Mustelidae. The record is from RefSeq and is a predicted model, not a curated record. The transcript has a single exon.
CCGCUCUCCCGCUCGCGCUCCCGCACAUCUGGCCCUUCCGCGCACAUCUGGGCAGCUGGCGGCGCCACAGCAUGAACAGCUCCCAAGCGGGCGCUUCGCCCCCUGCCACCUGGCUGAGCUCUUGCUGCAACCAGUCCGGGGAGCCGCUGGAGCCCCCCGAGGGGCCGCGCGUCGUGCAGGCGGCGGUGCUGGGAGUCCUGUCGCUGCUCGUGCUCUGCGGGGUCCUGUUCCUGGGCGGUGGCCUCCUCCUCCGCGCCCAGGGCCUGAUGGCGAUGCUGGUCCGCGAGCGGCGCGCGUCCCGCGAGGCCGAGCCCAGCAGUGCCAGCGGAGGCGAGGACGACUCCUAGGCGCCCGUGCGCUCCAGGGUCGCGGGCCUCCAGGCGGCCCAGGA